GUAAAUUCUAGAUAUAUUUGGUGUUUUUAGAUUAGUAUUUUUACAUCACUUUAUCUACUCUUUAAUUACAAAAUCUAUGUCAUGUUUCAUCCACAACAAACAGUCGUGAUUUGCCGAUGGACUUUGAAGGACAUGAACAUGUAUGUUGUGUCCAAGAGUUUUAGGCUUCACGUAAUCGAACUUUUGAAUAUAAUUCUCUUAGGAUAUAUUUGCAUACUCCGUAUUAGACUUCUUGUCGUAUUAGGUUACUUAAUACAAUUUAUGAAUAAUGUUGUAAAUUCACCCAUAAAUAUUUGCUCACCUCAAUAUUUACGCUAGCUUUCCUUAUGCAUCAAAAAAAAAAAAAAAUUUACACUUUCCCAAAUUGAUUUCCAUCCUUAAUAUUUUUCACCUUUAUUAUUUAUUCUCUUCAAUAUCUACACCUUUCUACUUAACAGUCAAGUAAUCUCAAUUUAUAAACGAGUAAUUUACUAGGAUUCUUUAAAUUUAGGGCAGCAUAAACAUAUUUUCUUUCCAAUUACGCAGAGAAUUCGAUCGACGCAGAUUGAUCAUGGAAAACGAGAAGAUCUUAAUUUUCAAAGGCGUAACCCUACAUGAAUCUGAUCGAGAAAUCCUUUCAAAUCCAAGCUAUAUAAGUGACGAAAUUAUACAAUUCUACUUUCGAUACUUGAUGCACACAUAUGAAAAAGAUGACAUCCUCUUUGUAUCCCCUACAGUCUCAUUCAUGUUAGCCAAUUCCACAGAUUCCGAAGGCAUAAAACACUCUGCAGAAUCCCUCAAACUCCGCGAAAAGAAUCUCAUCUUCUUCACCGUCAACAACACCAUUAACAACGAAGAAAUCUCAACAACAACAACAGACGACAAACAAGAAGGCACACAUUGGAGUUUACUGGUUUAUUACAGACCCUUUCAUAUGUUUAUUCACCAUGACAGUAUCCGAGGAACAAACCUGUCAAAUGCAGUACAUCUCUGUAAAAUCGUCAAGGGUUUUGUAUCAGAUGAUGAUGAUGAUGAUGAUCUGGUAAUUCUAACACGACCUGCUAAAAUAAGGAAGAAAAACCGCCAAGAAUUUACAGCUGCUUUGGAUAAGGUUGAAGAUGAAGCUGUAUUAACGGAUUGGUUGUUUACUCCUCAGCAAGAGAAUUGGUAUGAUUGUGGUCUUUAUGUGAUGAAAAUUGCUGCUGUUAUUUGCGAAUGGUACGUGACAUUAUCAGAGGGUGAGAAAGAACUCAAAGAAGGAAUGGGAAUGUGGUCUGAUGUUAUGCACGACAAAGUAGAAAAAGUUUAUGUUGAGAACCAAAUGCGUGCUGAUAUACUCGAAUUUGUGGACUUGCUCAUGGAAAACGCUGAUGAAGAGGACCUUUCUUGAUCUUAUUCAGACUAGCGAGAUGUGAAAACGCUCAUGGAAAACGCUAAUUGGUGGGUGUGUAUAAAUUAAUGAGUUUACAUGUAAACAGUUAAACACUAUGUACCACGAAUGUCAGAAACCACCUUCUAAAAUAUAGAUUUUGCCAGAAACCACACGACCUUUAACCGGAUUUUAAUGGUUGACUCAAUUUUUCGUGUUGAUCACCCACGUGGAACCCACUCCCACUUCUUCUUUUGUUUUUUUGUUUUUUUUUUCUUCUACAAACUUUUAUAUAAGGCGGUUUGAUGUUAUAUAAAUUAAAUAACUUUAAUUUACGAUGUUCGCUGCCAUACUUUGACAGUUUGAUCUUUACUCCUCAAUAUGUCACCCAUGGUAUAUGUUGUGGGUCCAGCCACUUAAGUUAUGUUAAUACUUGUGCUUAUGUUUUAAGUAGAAGUCCAAUGUUCCACUUAUUAUUGUGGUCCAAAGUUGGGUUAUGUUGAAGCUUAUUUAGGAAGUUUAGGGUGAUCUCUGGCUGACUUGAGAGGCAGCAAAGGAGUGUGAGAAAAAUUAUUAGAAAACACACACAAAAGGAGAGGAAAGAAAGAGAGAAGUGGUAUUCGUAGCUUUCAGGACAGUCAUCACAAAAUUGCCAUUUACCGGAGUGUCAACGGUCGAAACGUGCUGUUUUUUGUCAGCUUGUUGGGGAUACAUAGAGCCUCAUUAAAGAAGGUGACAAGGAUGGUGGUUUUUACUCUUCACAUCGAAGGGUUUUCCACGUAUAAUUCAUGUGUUGAUUGCAUUUUGUUCUUCCGCAUUUGAUUAUUUGUUGUUGUCCAUUAUUGGUUGAUUGCUAGGUUGUUUGUUUGGUGGAUUAUUUGUGGUGCAUUGGAUUUAUAUUGUUUGGUUGAUUGUCUUGGAGGUGAUCCUGGUCCUAUUAGUAUAUUGUUAAUGAAGAGGAAGAUGAGUUAAUAAUUUGAUGGAAAAGGUAUCUUA
Messenger RNA from Spinacia oleracea (spinach), 2344 nucleotides. RefSeq names its product NEDD8-specific protease 1-like. NCBI's taxonomy places the organism in Eukaryota, Viridiplantae, Streptophyta, Magnoliopsida, Caryophyllales, Amaranthaceae. Gene Ontology annotation, biological process: protein deneddylation; proteolysis. Gene Ontology annotation, molecular function: cysteine-type peptidase activity; deNEDDylase activity. The transcript has 2 exons. Bases 551 to 1369 code for a protein of 272 amino acids. The record is from RefSeq and is a predicted model, not a curated record.